AUGGCACAAAUUCAAGGCUGCUGGAGCCAGCCCAGUAACACUGUGUUCAUCCAAACAGAGCCUUGCCAGCCUGAGAUUGUUUCUGCUCAGGCACUCUGUCACGAAGAGAAGGUCCAGAUCUCCUGGCAACAAGCAGGCGCCGUUGAGAAUUACCUCAUCACUUCCACUGGGAGUCUGGGAUUCAUGGAGAUUCACAACACAACCAAACCCUUCCUGACAGCCACUUUACCAUGUGGACAACACUAUAACGUCACUGUACAGGGACAGGGCAGCGAGUGUGACAGCAUACCCAGCACGCCUGCUUUCUUUAAAACUGGCCCAUGUGCUCCCUGGGAUGUGAUCACCUACAUGCAGUGUGAGUCUAACACGGGCUCUAUCAGCUGGGGGCCCAGUGAUGGCGCUGAAUCAUACGUCGCUAUAGCAACAGGCCUUGAUGGCCACACCCAUCAGUGUCUCACCAACACCACCUCCUGCACCUGGGACGAGCUGCACUGUGGGGACGAGUACACUGUUGUAGUGAGAGCGAAGGCUGACAACUGCACCAGCCUGCCCAGCAACAACUCCAUCAUCCAUAUGGAUCCAUGUGUGCCCCAAAAUGUGGUUGCCAUGGUGAACUGUGAUAUGAAAGUCGUUUCCCUGAGCUGGGAUUCCAGCAAUGGGACAACGUGGUACAAGAUAUCAGCUGAAGCAGGGGAUGAAUCAGUUGGUCUGAGCACUAACAUUACCACAGCCCAUUUCUCUGAAUUCCCUUGUGGACAAAACUACAACUUCUCAGUCACAUCUUACAACCAGCACUGCCCUGGCAACAGCAGUGCACCAACCCCUGUGCAGACCUGGCCUUGCAGCCCUAUGGGAAUCUCUACAACGCAGGAUUGUCUCUCUAGCAUUGUCGUGGUAACCUGGGAGCCCAGCAACGGCUCAGACUUCUACACAGCCACCAUGUACACAGAUACUGGCAUCUCCGAAAUGUGCAUGUCAGAUACGAAUGCAUGCAGCGUUCCUGCCCUGACGUGUGGACACAACUUCUCUGUAACGGUCACAGCUUCCAGCAAUGAGUGCAACAUCACCUCCAGUUCAACCACGAGUCUGCAGUCAGUGCCCUGCAUCCCCACCAAUGUGUCAGUCAUCAUGGACUGCGCCAACAACUCUGCUGUUGUGUCCUGGUUUGCCAGUCGCGGUGCGACAGAGUACUGGGUGACAGCCAUCAGUAGUCAUAGCAACGACACCUGCAAGACUUCUGACUCCAGCUGUCGCCUCAGCAGCCUCACAUGUGGCACGAGCUACACCGUCCAAGUUGUUGCUAUGGAUGGCAACUGCUCGAGCAUGCCUAGUCAGCCCCUGGAAGUGAAAUCGGGCCCCUGCCCACCUCAGAAUGUGAGCGCCCGGCUCAGCUGUUCAGCAAAUGAUUUGAUGAUUUCCUGGGAUGCCGUUAGAGAUGUUGACCACUUCCUGGUUUCAUUAACUGCUGAGGAUGGCGGACUCAGAGAAUUAUGUAACACCACAACCACUGCCUGUUCAGUCAGCAAUGUGACAUGUGGGAAGACAUUCACUGCUGAAGUGGCCUCUGUGAGAGGUGGCUGUCGUAGCGAUUACAGCCAGACCCACAGCAUCCAGUCAGCUCCCUGUCAGCCUCAGGGGAUCAAAGCCAACCUCGACUGUGUGACCAAUUCAGCCUGGAUAUCAUGGGAUGCUGCCGACGGGGCGGACAGCUACACCGCGUCAGCUGUAGGUGGAGAGAACUUCACAGGCAACUGCACCACCUCCAGCAACACUACGUGUGGGGUAGAGGACCUGGCUUGUGGUGUUUUUUAUAACUUCACUGUCACUGCAAAAAACAGCAAGUGUGAGAGUCAGCCAAGUGCCAGCAUCGGACUGCAGACAGCCCCCUGCUCGCUCUCUACCAUCACCGCCUUCACUCAGUGUCACAACUCCUCCAUCCUCGUUGUCUGGGACCUCAUGGAGGGCAGCGAGGGAAACACAGUGUACACCGCCACAGCAGAAGCCAGUGAUUACACAUUCCUGUCCUGCAACGGCACUGGUACCAGCUGCUACCUCCACGGAGCAAAGUGUGACCUCCGAUACACCAUCAUUGUAGCUGCUUCAUCAGACCAGUGCAGCAGUUUGAGAAGUCCUCCCUACAGACUCAGCAUGGAGCCGUGUCCACCCAGAUAUGUGACGGUGAACUCUUCCUGUGAGGACCAGCACGUGUUGGUGUCCUGGAUUCCCUCUCCGGUCGCUGAACGCUACCAUGUUGUGGCUGUGGCUGCAGAUGGACAUGAGCAUUCUUGCAACACGACCUCCAGUAACUGCAGCAUAUCAGAGCUCCACUGCAACCAACAAUACGCAGUAUCAGUGACUGCUAGUCAUGAGAAAUGCUCCAGCAAAGCCAGUCAAAAUACAACUCUGAACACAGGUCCCUGUCCGCCAAGUGGCCUCUCUGUUGAUUUCCACUGUAAGAAUCACUCUGCAGUGCUGACAUGGACGCCGAGUGAUAAUGCAGAAGAUUAUUAUGGCUGUGCUCAGGGUGGUAAUGGAGACACGCUACACUGCCACAGCUCAAACUCUACCUGUACUAUUGACGGCCUCGGCUGUGGAACAGUAUACAACUUCUCUGUCCGUGCCUCAGACGGGACAUGCAACAGCUCUUUCAGUGACCUUGUGCAGGGUGGAGGAGCUCCCUGCCCCCCAGAUGUGGUGGAGGUGCAGCUGAUGCCGAUGGAACUGGAGAUGCAGGUGCUGAGCUUCAGCUGGACACAGGUCACCUGUGGAGAUGUGGAGUACUUGCUGACUUUGACAGGCAGCCUGCUGGACGACAGCCAGGCCUUGUUUGAGCUCGCCUCCUACUGGACCAAUACGACAUACUUUGAGAUCCCUCUCCCCUGCAGUUCCUCCUACGUUGCCGCUCUGCAGAGUAGAAAUGCUGCAGGCACAAGCCACAAAUCUGUGGAUCUCACUGGAAUAACAGCCCCUUGUCCACCAUCAGGAGUGACAUACACUGGUAACAACUCUUUUGUCACAAUUUCGUGGAACACUUCAGUGUUUGCCAGCACGUACACGGUAUAUGACAACAGCGUGGCGCCAAAGGCCCAGCUAUGCAACAGUACAGUGCUCUCCUGCUCUCUGUACGACAUCACUUCCAACAGUCUGGUCAUCACAGCCAGUAAUGCAGCGGGGGAAGGUCAAACAGCAAAUAUCACAAAAGUUGUCACACAAAGUCGCAGAAGAAGAGAUCUGAGUGAACAAAUGUCAGUGGAUGGAAGCCUCUCAGCUCCGGUACUGGAUCUCACACAACCCAUGUCAACGGUUGUCUUCCUUGAGUGGUCUUCAAUGAAGGAUGCCGUCUACUACAACCUGAUGAUCAGGAGGCAAGGCAGCUCUGAGGAGGACCAGGAACUGACCGUGUACGGAGAGAGCAUGAUCCUCUCGGAUCUGAACCCCAACGCCACCUAUUGUCUUUCUGUGUUGGCUAUUUACGCAGCUAGGAGUGGACCAGAGUCUUCACCCGCGUGUGUGCAAACAGCUCCAAAGCUUUCGGAGCCAAUGGGCUAGGACUUCUGUGGACACGGCUACCAGUUCCUACAGCCCCUUUUUAACAUGUGAUCGAAGAACAAGUGGCAGCACUUCCCAAUUAAUUUGUUACCGCACACUAGAAGUUUAAAACACAUUUUAAUUGGUGUAAAAAUCUUUUGUUGAAGUUAAUCAAUUGUUGGUUGUGGUUUAUUGGUUAUGAACUUUUAUGUUCACGAUUAAAUACGUUAACCUCUUACAGGUCAUGUGUCAGUUAGUGUGUUUACAUAAAGUUUUUUUUGUAUUUAAUAUAAAAA
Molecule: messenger RNA, 3824 nt
Organism: Cololabis saira (Pacific saury)
Lineage: Eukaryota; Metazoa; Chordata; Actinopteri; Beloniformes; Belonidae
Product: fibronectin type III domain-containing protein 7-like
Exons: 15
Coding region: 1-3549 (1182 amino acids)
Molecular function (GO): protein binding
Source: RefSeq, a predicted model, not a curated record